UUGAGACACUAGCUGGGAGGCUCUGGAUAGGAACCAAUAAUAACAGAAUGGAGAAUAGCUGUGCUGAGCCCUUAGGGACCAUGUGGUCUAGCCCACCUGUUUUACAGAUAGGGAAACCGAGGCCCCCAAAGGUCCCUUUUCAGUCCAAGGUCACAGAGACUCAAGUCUGCAGUACAUGAGGCUGGGGACUGCGUUCCGGAUGCUACAGAAGCACCGUCUUAGGGGACUUGCUCAAUAGCCAUGAAGAGCCCAUCCAAGGCCAGUGGCACAGCCUCCAGCCCUGGGGAAGAGGACCCCUUCUCCUUCAGCUGCAGAUAUAAGUUCCCGCCUCCUAGCCUCAGCCCAGAACAAGUAGCUACUCACACCAUGAAGCUCAGCCGCCUCCUUGCCCUUUGCCUCACCCUCUGCCUGGUGGGCUUGGCCAGCUCAGGAAAGACCUCAGCCAAUCUUCAGCAAGAGGCUUCCCAGGAGUUGCUCCAACCCCCUGCCCCCUGCCAGCUCCCCGCAGUGAGGGGCCCUUGCAAAGCCUCUUUGCGCCGAUACUUCUACAACUCCACGUCCAUUGAGUGUGAGCCCUUUAUCUAUGGCGGUUGUCAGGGCAAUGCCAACAAUUUUGAGACCACAGAGGUCUGUGUGAGGGUCUGCAAACCCCCUGAGACCAAGGUCAAGAGCAGCUGAAGGUGAUACCUGCACGUUCCCAGGCCUUGACCGAAAGCUGGCUCAGCUGCCAUUCCUGCGCAGAGAAGAGGCCCUGCUCUGAGCCCAUCCUGUAACCCUCCGGGACUGAGUCAAUAAAGUGUUCAAAGUUGAUGUGACCUGAAGCCUUCCUACAAGGGCCCUGGGCCUGUCCUCCAAAACUGCUCACAGCCACAGGGGCAAUCAAACCUGCAUCACCCCCACCCCUAACCUCCUUCAGACCCGCAUUGCCCUGUGUCCCCAGAAUGAAGAUGAGGACAGAGGACACAAGUUCCCCUAUCGCCAGGGGUCCUCACGCAGGCCAGACUGAAUGGAAAUUUGGGGACCUUGAGUGUCUGUCCCUAGAUCCUGGCCUGCUGCUCUUUCCUGCCCGGGGCUGCAGGAUGAGCCAGAAGGUUCUUCCUGUCCAGCAGGAACCAUGGCCUGGAGGAGUGUGGAGAGGGGUGGAAAUUCAGGGAAUCUUGGCCAGCUAGGGUGGCACUCCCCUCUCCACCCAGGGGGAUACUGGAAAAAUGAAAUUUAUACAUAUUUUUUAAAUUGUGGUAAAAUACAUACAACAUGAAAUUUACCAUUUUAACCAUUUCUAAGUGUACAACUUAGUGGCAUUAUGUAUACUCACGCUGUUGUGCUAACGUGACCACCACCCACCUCCAGAACUUUUUCAUCUUCCCAAACUGAAACUUGUACCCAUUAAAAAUUAACUCCUCUUCCCCCUCCCUGCAAUCCUUGGACACCACAGCUCUAAUUUCCGUCUCUGUGAGUCUGCUCUAGGAACCUCAGCGAAGUGGAAUCACACGGUAUUUGUCCUUUCGUGACUGGCUCGUUUCACCUAGCAUCAUCCAUGUUGUAGCCUGUAUCAAAAUUUCCUUCCUUUUUUGGUUUUUGUUCUUUUGUUUGUUUUUGUUUUGUUUUCGCUGCUCCGCACAGCAUGAGGGAUCUUAGUUCCCCAACCAGGGAUUGAACCUGUGCCCCCUGCAGUGGAAGCACGGAGUCCUCACCACUGGACCGCCAGGGAAUUCCCAAAAGUUCCUUCCUUUUAAAGACUAAAUAAUAUUCCACUCUUAUAUACAUUUUUGAAAACCAGACAGGUCUGCCUGACCACCAUGCCCACCACCCCCUGUAACUGUCUCCUCCUGUCCUGCGUCUAAUCUAACCACUUCCUCUUGCUGAAAGGGAAACUGCUGGGCUUCCCUGGUGGCGCAGUGGUUGAGAGUCCGCCUGCCGAUGCAGGGGACGCGGGUUCGUGCCCCAGUCCGGGAAGAUCCCACAUGCCGUGGAGCGGC
This is a messenger RNA of Globicephala melas (long-finned pilot whale), 1979 nucleotides long. Its product is annotated as early lactation protein-like. Gene Ontology annotation, molecular function: serine-type endopeptidase inhibitor activity. The record is from RefSeq and is a predicted model, not a curated record. NCBI's taxonomy places the organism in Eukaryota, Metazoa, Chordata, Mammalia, Artiodactyla, Delphinidae.